Molecule: messenger RNA, 2221 nt
Organism: Cheilinus undulatus (humphead wrasse)
Lineage: Eukaryota; Metazoa; Chordata; Actinopteri; Labriformes; Labridae
Gene: lnpka
Product: limb and neural patterns a
Exons: 13
Coding region: 173-1393 (406 amino acids)
Biological process (GO): endoplasmic reticulum tubular network organization
Cellular component (GO): endoplasmic reticulum tubular network
Source: RefSeq, a predicted model, not a curated record
AGUGGACACUCCCCCAUGUUGGCUAACACACCCUCCAGCUAAAGACAGACUCUCUACAGUCCUGCCACAGGCUGUUCAAACCGGACAACUCUGCCGCCAAGGUGGAGAGCUUAUCUGUGAGGAAAUCAGAGAAGGGUCCCAGCUACUGACGAUCCCACACUCCCUCAUCAACAUGGGGGCUGUCAUCUCACGGUGGAAGGCUAAACCAUCCACUGUGGAGAUUUUGGAAGUAAUCGAUAAGGAUAUUCAGACUCUUGAAGAGUACGGUGAAAAGUACCAGAGGCAGUUGAAGAUAUGGGUUGGACGGCUGCUCCUGUACUCGUCUCUACUCUACCUGGUCACAUGCAUUGUGGUGUAUUUCUGGUAUCUACCUGAGCAGUUGAUGGGACGGCUAAUAUUAUCUCUCCCCUUUGUAAUAUUUCCUCUUAUAGUUUGGUUGCUUCGAAAGCUGCUUAUUGUUAUUUUUUCACGCAGAACUGAAAAAAAUAAUGAAAAAUUAGAAGAUCUCAAAGCACAAAAGAGGAAAAUUCUUGAAGAAGUGAUGGAAACAGAGACGUAUAAAAACGCUAAAAUGAUUCUGGAGAGGUUUGAUCCUGAUUCCAAGAAAAAGAUUGAGCUUGAAUCCACUCCAGCUGGACCACAGAUGACUCCAAAACCAGGACAAGAGCUUCGCCAUCGCAAUGUCAUUCCAAAGACCCCAACAUUGCUGGUGAAUCCUGUGAGCGGGGAUGCAGCCCGCCCUCCUCUCGCCUCUGGGCCCACCUAUCCUGGCCGAUCUUCCCACUCUGCUCCAGGUGGACCCCCAGAGAGGAACCUGUCGGCUAUAGCUGCUCAGCAGAGCUUGAUGAGGAAGCCUGUGACCCCUGGAACACCUGUUCCAGGAGUCGGGAUGCACCCUCCGGGGCCGCCCUUGGCCAGACCUGUGCUCCCGAGGGAAAGAGGUGCUAUGGACAGAGUCAUUGAGUAUCUUGUUGGGGAUGGCCCUCAGAACAGAUACGCUCUCAUAUGUCAGCAGUGUCUCUCCCAUAACGGCAUGGCAUUAAAGGAGGAAUUUGAAUACAUUGCGUUCCGAUGUGCAUAUUGUUACUUCUUGAACCCGGCGAGAAAGACCAGGCCACAGGCACCCCGACUCCCUGAGAUCUCUGGAGAGAGGAAGAUGUCAUCUGAAGCACCCUUACCUUUGUCUGCUGCUGAUGGAGAUGAAGACCACUCUGUUUUAGAGAAAAGUAAGCUUGCUGAUACCUCUGAUGAAGCAGACGCCCAAGAGUCAGGCACACCAACAACCACAGAGCCCAGUUGUGCGUCAGACAGCCAAAGCACUCCAGAGUCACAAGAUCCAUCCGCAGAGAAAUCUGAUGGAGAGCAAGAUUUGUCUGCCAUGGAGGUGGAAUAGAACAGUGAGGUAGUCAUUUCUACACAAGUCGUUCUUGAUCUUUGAGGAAAUAAAUGUUAACUUGUAAGUAAACGCCGUGAGUUGGAAUAACACAGCAAUAAGGCAGCGUCUGAUGUUUUUUAACUUACAGUACAGAAUGCCCUUUCUUUUGAGAAUUGCUUUUAUAGUUUGCACAGUACUUAUGAAUUGUAUAAUAUAGCUCAUAGCAUUAGCAUCACCAAACUCACUUCCUUUACAUUUUGAUUACAUGUCCAACCCAAUUUCACCAGUUGUAACUGAGGGAGGAUACCAGUAGGAUGGCACAGAUGUUACAUUAAUUAAGUUUUUGUUUAUAUUACAAGUUUAUAUUACAAGAAAAGUUUUCAUUUUCCCUAUUUAUUUUGGAAUAUAUUUUGCAUGAUUCUGUCUUUGUUAAUUCAAAACUGCUACAAAAAAAUAAUUAUUUUGUGGGAAAAUACAUUUUUAUAUAUAUGUGGAAUUAUUUAUAUAUAGAUGUCCAUAAUGCUGUGCCAUUCUUGACAGUGUUUACCAGGCUAUUCUGCAGCACGGUAGUGCUAAAAACAUGUUUACACAACUUUGGUACAAUAAUAGGAAAGCACAAACAGUUUGUAUUUAUUGCUUAAAGGGAGGAAAGAGAUUUAUGUCAGUACUGUGCACCUGCCGUAAGUGCCUUUUAUGGUUUAAGUCUGUUUCAGAGUAUUUUCAGAGAAACCUAUUUACAUAUAGACAGUAAUGUCAUUGAAGUGUUUACAGACGGUAUGUGUUUGAUGAAUGUCUAAAUCCAUUUGCUGUAUAAAUAAUAUUAAAUAAACUUUUGAGAACAUUCAA